UAAUGUAUAUAUAUCUAUAUACACAAAUCUUAUACAACUGACAGCAAUAUUUACGUAGAGAAAACAAUAACAUAAUACGAGGUUCGGGAGAAUUGGCAGAAUCGUAAUAAGAUUCGUGACAUAACCUCCUCUUUACAGUGUGUGUGCGCAGAUCCUCUUGGGUCAGGGCAUCUGCGCCCGCCCAUAACAUCCGGUUCACCCACUACGGUAAUCCCGAUAAACUUUUCCUUUCUUAGUGGUAUAAAAGAGUGGACGCUCGCACCUCAGAGUAUCAGUCAGCCUCCACCGCUCACCGUCUUACCUCAAGCUCGCUCCUAUACGCAUCUCAUACUCAGCAGCCAUGGCAGCCAACGCCCUCGCCCCCUUCAUGUACCAGCUGCAGGAGAGUCUCAAUAAUUUCGACCUCAAGAACUGGGUCAGUCAACUGGACUUUAAGACGGCGGGUGUCCUGGCGGUGGUUGUGGUGGGCGUGCUUUUCCUGUUCAACCUUUUCGCCAAACCUUCCUUUCCCUUCCGAAGAAGUCUCUUGACCGCCGCCAACGCCUGGGAAAACAGGGAUCAACUGGGAUUUGGUCCUGCCCUCCGUGGAAGUCGCUCGCUGGAGCCCUUGACAAAUGUCCUUGACGCCCUGGCGGAAGCAGUGAAAAAGUGGGAGGUGCCAGAGGACAGCGCCCUCAGGAACCGUGCUCUUUGAUGGUUUAAAUGAAGUCUUUCAUCAUAUGUCAGCAGCUAUAAAGAGUGAACGACAUCUCUCUCACGUCUCAGCCAAAGAAAAAACGGAAGACCUGGAGGUCUACACUAGCCCACCAGCUCCAUAACUGGUACAGCCAGCCCUCCGAUGCUGAAAUCCACUUAUGAAGACAUGGUGCAUCAUGUAAUGUAACCCAUCCACACAUCUCUAGUAUCAGCUAUUGAUACGGGUAAUGGCUCGAAAGAUAACCUCCACUUAUGGUCUAUUCAUGCCCGUACCACCUUUAGGGUGGUUUAAUCUUUAUCAAUCAAUUAAUCGACAUCUCUCAGUGUUCUAGAACACUGAAGUAAAUGACGACGGACCUCCUGAAGCGAACAACAGUGUUAUCUGAACAAUGAUGUUCAAACAUCACGAAUGGCAACCUUCAGGUGGUUACUAUGACACUAUAGUGAUGAAGUAUAAUAAACCCAAAGGACAUACAAUGUGGUCUUCGACCAUAUAUUUAGUGAUUAGGAUCCGUUACUGAAACAAAAGUGUUCUACGAGUAACUCUGUCAGCGUGUUACGUCGUGUGACAAGUUGUGUGUGGUUCAGGGUGUCACAUUUUAUUCAUUCUUAUAACACUCAUGCUUUCAUUUUGUUAUUUAUUUAUUUGUUACAUAAAAUAAUAAACGUUUUAAUCAGAAUUAUCAUAUUUUAUUCCAGCUUUGAUUUAGAAUUGCAAUCCCGAUUCAGUAAUUUUAGGAUGCUUAUUAAUUGGAUAACAGAGGGAUGCUUGUUUCAGGCCACAUUUCAAGAAUAAAACAAGACCCAAAUAAGAAUUAACUCAUACAUGAUGAUUUUUAACAGAAAAGUAAUUCAUCGGGCCUGACCGGGAGUUGAACCCGGGAUCUCUCGCACCCUAAGCGAGAAUCAUACCCCUAAACCAUCAGACUACUAAGGCGGAUAGAACAUUAUGUUUAACUUUCUAAAGCAACUACAAAGUCUUCUUAUCAUCAUAAAGUUAUUAUUAUUAAUUUAAUUGUGACGACGACCCCAUUUCGGACGACGAACGCGUCUGAUGAAAUGAAAAGUCAAAUAUCAUAUCAAAAAUAUCAAAUUAUCAAAUUAUCAAACUAGCUCACCGCAUAUAAAGGUCUGAUAAAGAUCUUUUGUGCUCUCUGUAAUCCUUUUUGCGCUACCGCUCACAGAUGAGGAUGGGGUGCACAAUAAACUAGUAUAUCAAAUGGCCAACAUGCGUCUGUUCAACUUUUACAAUUAAAGAUUUAUAUGAAGCCCAAUAAUUCACUGUAUUCCUCCUUAGUUUUAAGUAAACUCUAAUACUAAAUACUCGUUUAACUGUAGAAAAUACGCGGUUAGUUUUAGAAUUGGUAUUGAAUUGUAUAGGAAUGUCGUCGAUGUUGAAUUGUAUAGGAAUGUCGUCGAUGUUGAAUUGUAUAGGAAUAUCGUCGAUGUUGAAUUGUAUAGGAAUGUCGUCGAUGUUGAAUUGUAUAGGAAUGUCGUCGAGGCUCAACUUAGCCAGGCUGAACAUAAAGUUUCCUGUGAAGGGUCGUCGACUUUCACUUUCUAUCGCGUCCUCACUCUUUGUGAGGGCGAUCGAUGAUUGGCCACAACAACGCUGCUGCACCUCUUGAUAAACUAGUAUUUUAGACAUGUCGUCAACUACAAUGACGAAAUCUUUUCAGUGCUCGUAAAUAAAUUGGCAUUUAUACUUUUUUAAUAAAUUAAGGAUAGAAGAUCAAUUUGGUUUCAAUAAUAAUUUUGGAAAAUACAUUUUGUGUAUAAGAUGUAAAUACUCGUAUAUUAGUUUUAAUGACCAGUUUUGGAAUAUUAGAUAAACUUAUAACUAGUUUUUGAUGUACACUGUAUAAUCUUUCAUAUAGAAUAGGGUAACAGCACAUUGCUUUGUAUACCUAAGUUUGUUAAUAAAACAAAACUUAAAUAAAGUGAUUAUUCGGCAAUUCCACAUUUCUCUCUAAUCUUGCAAACUUCAUAAUGACAGCAACUGCUUCCUAGUGACGUCACGAUACUUCAAGGACGCGACUUUUCCUCCUCCAGAAAGUUUAUAUUAUAAUUACUCUUCUAGGAAUAAAAAGCAUUUUGUUACCAGGAUGCAGAGCAUCAACUAGGUUAUUACGGUCUCACGGGAAAUACUAAAUAACCUGAACAAAUCCACAAGGGCCGUGACGAGGAUUCGAACCUGCGUUUUAUUACUAAGUAACCUGGCAGAUCGGCUUGUAUAUGAGGAGCCGGAUCCCAUAAAAUGCAUGUUCGGAUAAUUAUACAGGGUUACACAAGAGUAGGGGUUAUUUCAUCUUAAACUCGGAGAAAAUUCAGUAGUUUAUAAAUGCAUCUAAAGUAACAUUGCAUUAAAUAUCAUUUCACCUUAAUUAUAGUUGUCAUCCCAGAGAGGCAUGGCCGGGAACCGGGCCGCAGGGACGUUCAGCCCCGAAAUCAUUGCAAGGUAACCGCAAGGUAGGUAGUCUAAGAUCACAACGAUCUGUCUCUUUACAUCUAAAUAGCAACUGUUAUCCUUUAGCAUAAUGUUUAGACUUGUAUCAGUCAUUUUGAUUAAUAUAUACAUUGUAUAAUGUUGUGCCUUACAAGAGUACUGGCUCAUUUACCAGCAGCAAUAACUAUAAUUAAACAUUAGGUGUGCAUAUAAAUUAUUAUGAUCAAUACCAAACAACAUCGUAUUGGACUGUGAUUAAGAAUUAUUUUCACCCUUUAUUUAUUUAUUUAUUUAUUUAUUUGCGCUACGGUAAAAAUAAACUACCGCUAAUAGGAUGAGCAUAGGGUGCACAAUAAACUCGCAGGAUAAGUAUUGGGUGUACAAUAAACUAUACCGUUAAAGAUGAGUAUCGGUUCAAACUAUCCCCAAGCGAUGAGUAGAGUUGCACAAGAAACUAUUGCUCGCAGUAUGAGUAUUUGCUGCUCAGUAAAACUACCACUGAAAAUAAGUACGGGUUUACAAACUACCCUCCUCACAAUGAGUAUGGGAGGCAUAAUUAAUUACCGUUAACAGGAUGAGUUUGAGGCACAUAAUAAACUGCUCACUCACAGGAAGAGCAUGGGGUGAACAACAAACUAGCAUCUCAUAGGAUAAGCAUAGAAUGAACAACAAACUAGCCUAGCCGCUGUCGAAAGCAAUAACAAAUUCUUCCAGACUUAGGACACUCCUGCUGUGAACACAAACAUGAGGGUGAGUGAUGCAUAUGAUCACUAAUACCCUACUGCUCGCUAAUACCCUACAGCCAAUAGGUAAUUGCGCCAGUGGCCAGGGAUGUCUUCUACAUCCGGUAUACCCGCUGUGGGAAUGUCCAUGAGCCUUUCAUUUUCGCGGUUAUAUAAAGGACGGCGUCUCAGUCCAGGUACUACAAGUCCACCGUUACUCGCCGCGCAACCUGGCCCUCGCUCCAAGAUAGGCUACUGAGGUAAGAGUUUAUGUAACAGGAUUCAGAGGCGCAUAGUAGUCGGGAACUGAGCCCACGUGAUCUUUUGGAUAAGCAAGGUUCAUUAAUAGCAAUCAUGUAAAAUAUACGUACACGUUAAUUCAUAAGGAGAGCGGCAUGUCAGUUUUUAUUAAUAAUAACUACAUUUGUUAUGGCUAUUGUAUAUGUUAAUAAAUCUAUUCAGUUAGCAUGUAACAGUACAGCGAAAUCAGCUAACAGCUCUGUGAUUUCAUGAAAACUUUUUCAGGCACCAUGUCAACCAACGCGCUAGCCGCUCUCGUCCCUCUCAUGUUCCAGCUGCAGGAAAGCUUCCGCACUGCUGACCUCAAGCACUGGGUCAGUCAACUGGACUUGCAGGAGUUGGGUCCCCUGGGGAUAGUGGUUAUUUGGGUGGUCUUCCUACUGGACUUGUUCUUCAAGUCAUACUCUCCUUACAAGAGCCUACUGCCCUCCACUCUCCCUAUCAUCCCCUCCACAUCCCGUCCCUUCUCUCCUCCCUCCACCACCUCAUCCCCCCACUCCUGGGACGACACGUAUCGGCCAGGUCCUACCUAUGAUAAUCCUGAAAAGUAAGUUUUAUAAUUUUUAAGUACUGGUAAUAUCAGUGUGCAAUAAUGACUAAAUAUUGGCUAAAUCACAGAACAUAAGAUGUAAAAAUCAUGAGGAUAAUUCAAAUAAAUAUAUAGUAUUUAUCUAUUUAUCUACCUUUCACUAAUUUGUUUAUUAUAAAUCAUUGUUCAUCUCAUCUUGAUAAGUAUUUAUUUUAUUCUCUAGAGUAACUACACCUAGAAAGUGUACCUAACCCUAAAUUCCCUCAACAGCAGUUCACUGGAACCUUGGGUAAAUGUACUGGACGCCCUGGCGGAGGCGGUGAAGGCAUGGGAGGAGCCUGAAAUCACUCCCCUAAGAAAUAGUUUACUUUAAUAGUAUAUAUCUGAUGUCUUCAACAUAAUGAUUGAAGCGGAGAAGACCAGAGGCAUAUACAAAUAAGGAAGCACAGUUUUCACGAAGUCACGCCGUGUGAGUCAGUCUUCAUGAAGUCAUGAUGUGAGAAUCAUAGUCUUCAGCAAGUUACGCUGUGUGAACCACAUUCUUCAGGAAGUCCCGUUGUGUGAGUCGCAGUCUUCAGGAAAUCACACUGUGUGAGUCAGUCUUCAAGACGUCACGC
Molecule: messenger RNA, 5310 nt
Organism: Procambarus clarkii (red swamp crayfish)
Lineage: Eukaryota; Metazoa; Arthropoda; Malacostraca; Decapoda; Cambaridae
Source: RefSeq, a predicted model, not a curated record